Messenger RNA from Coniosporium apollinis CBS 100218, 3282 nucleotides. RefSeq names its product alpha-mannosidase. NCBI's taxonomy places the organism in Eukaryota, Fungi, Ascomycota, Dothideomycetes. Gene Ontology annotation, molecular function: carbohydrate binding; alpha-mannosidase activity. The transcript has 6 exons. Bases 1 to 3282 code for a protein of 1093 amino acids. The record is from RefSeq and is a predicted model, not a curated record. Gene Ontology annotation, cellular component: fungal-type vacuole membrane. Gene Ontology annotation, biological process: oligosaccharide catabolic process; mannose metabolic process.
AUGGGCGGGGAGACCAACACCAACAUGGCUUCCAUCAUGAAGACGGACUACCCAAAGAUGGCCCGAGCUCCCGUCGGCAAGCAGAUCCAUAGUAUCUAUCUGGACAGGCUGAGGCAGUUUACCAGCGGCGGCCAGUAUGAGAAACAGAGUCUACUCGAUAAGCUCUACGAGGGCCGCGCUUCCGGCUCGCCCCACGUCAAGCUCGAGGUCUACUCCCCGCCAGACCUCUCCCGUCCAACCUUCAAAGACGCCACGUCCAAGGACUUCACCCCUACAAACGUCGGCGCCUCCUUCGGUCCAUCUUGGUCAACCCACUGGUUCCGCAUCACUCUCGCCAUUCCCUCCUCCCUAGCACAGCACUCACACCUCGAGUUCCAUUGGGAUGCCAACAACGAGGGUCUCAUAUGGACGGAACACGGCCAUCCAGUUCAUGGACUAACUGGCGGAGGGGAGAGGACGGAAUGGAUUCUUCCCGAGGACUGGAAGGAUGGGAAAGACCACGUGUUUUACAUCGAGAUGGCUUGCAAUGGCAUGUUCGGGAACGCUCCUGGCGGUGACACUAUCCAGCCGCCCAAGCCAGACAAGUACUUCCAGUUGACGAAAGCGGAUAUCGUGGCGGUUAAUCUCGAAGCAAGAGCGCUCUCUGUAGACUUCUGGAUCAUUGGCGACGCUGCAAGGGAAUUCCCACAGGAUUCUUGGGAAUCGCACCAAGCGCUUCAACUUUGCAAUUCAAUCAUGGACGCCUUUAUCGCCGGCGAGGGCAGCAAAGAAUCCAUAGUAGAGUGUCGCAAAAUUGCGCAAAGGUAUCUAGGCGACAAGGUGGACUCCCCCGACGUUUAUUCCACCGACAAUGAAGCCAUCGUCAGCGCCAUCGGCCAUUGCCACAUUGACUCCUGCUGGCUUUGGCCAUGGGCAGAGACAAAACGCAAGGUAGCCCGCUCCUGGUCCAACCAAUGCGAUCUCAUGGACCGCUACCCCGAGCUCCGCUUCGCCUGCUCGCAGGCGCAGCAGUACAAGUGGCUGGAGGAACUCUACCCGUCCACCUAUGACCGCGUGAAGGACAAGGUCAAGGAAGGAAGAUUCCACCCCAUCGGCGGCAGCUGGGUCGAGCACGACACCAACAUGCCGAGCGGGGAGUCGCUGGUCCGACAGUUCCUCUAUGGCCAGCGCUACUUCGAGAGCAAGUUUGGCCAGCGAUGCACUACGUUCUGGCUACCGGAUACUUUCGGCUACUCGUCGCAAUUGCCGCAGGUAUGCCGCCUUGCGGGUAUGAGCCGCUUCUUUACGCAGAAGCUGAGCUGGAACAAUAUCAACAAUUUCCCACACACGACUUUCAACUGGGUCAGUUUGGAUGGCAGUCAGGUGUUAUGCCACAUGUGCCCGGCGGAGACGUAUACUGCGGAAGCACAUUUUGGAGAUGUUAAGAGGAGUGUCACACAGCACAAGUCUCUAGAUCAGGAUGCGACAUCUCUACUGGUUUUCGGGAAGGGUGACGGAGGCGGUGGUCCGACAUGGCAACACAUCGAAAAGUUGAGAAGAUGCCGCGGUGUCAGUGAUACUGUCGGUUUGCUGCCGCGUGUCAAGAUGGGCGAAUCAGUCGACGACUUUUUUGCGCGGUUAGAGAAGAAGGCGGAAGAGGGCACGGAGUUCGUCACAUGGUACGGUGAGCUGUACUUCGAGCUGCAUCGAGGAACAUACACCACGCAGGCCAACAACAAGCGAAACAACCGGAAGUCUGAGAUCCUGCUACAUGAUAUCGAAUACUUGGCUACGCUCGCCAGCAUCAGAGACCUUGCAGAUGGGAAGAGAUCAAGCUACAAGUACCCGAAGAAGGAGAUUGAUGAUAUGUGGGAGGCUGUGCUACUGUGUCAGUUCCACGACUGCUUGCCAGGAAGCUCGAUUGAGAUGUGCUACGAUGACUCGGAUGAGCUCUACGCGAAAGUCUUCACCACAGGGGAAAAGGUUCUUGAGGACGCCCUCUCCGCACUCGGAUUCGAUAAAGAUGGCAAAGAUGGCAGCCUGUUAGCGCUCAACACCCUCCCAUGGUCCCGCACUGAGCUCGCCAACCUGCCUAAAGAACCGAACACUCCGCGCUAUGGGAUGGCGCACGGCGCAACUGGCCUCAUGGACGUCCGUCCCCUUGCUUCUGCUCUUCCCGCCGCCACCGCAACGCUCAAGCAGCUCGAAAAAGGUGUGUACGAAAUGUCAAAUUCCCAGUAUAAAGUCAAGAUCACCGAAGGCGUCAUCACCUCCCUCUAUGACAUAGCUGCCAAGCGCGAGGUCAUUGCACCAGGCGGCAAGGCAGGACAGCUCGUCAUCUUCGAUGACAAGCCUCUCUACUGGCAAGCCUGGGAUGUGGAGGUGUACCAUCUGAACUCACGCAAAGAGCUACCAUCCCAAAAAGUCAGCGUUCUGGAGUCUGGCCCACACAAGGCCUCCUUGUUAGUGGAAACGCGGGUCAGCAAGGAUAGCUGGGUUAAGACGACCAUCUCCCUCUCCGCCGCCCUCAACAACCAACCCUCGUACGUCGAGUUCUCAAGCGAAGUGGAGUGGCGCGAGACGAUGAAGUUCCUUAAGGUAGAGUUCCCAGUGGACGUGGUGAACACGGAAGCGAGCUACGAGACGCAGUUCGGCAUCGUGAGACGGCCCACGCACUACAACACCUCCUGGGAUAUGGCUAAGUUCGAAGUGUGCUGCCACAAGUGGGCUGAUCUAAGCGAAGCUGGGUACGGAGUUAGCGUGCUCAACGACAGCAAGUACGGAUUUGCGACUUGUGGAAACCUGAUGAGGUUGAGUCUGCUGAGGGCACCGAAGGCGCCGGAUGCGCACGCUGAUAUGGGACGCCAUCACAUACGCUACGCGCUUCUCCCUCAUUCUGGACCCCUUUCUUCCACCACCAUCAAGACCGCGUUCAACUUCAACAACCCGUUGAAAGUCUACUGCCACCCCUCACCAUCCGUCAUAGCGCCGCUCCUGGGCGCUUUCCGCAUUACUGGCUCAGACACACUCGUCCUUGACACUAUCAAGCGCGCCGAAGACGACGAGGAUGUAUCCAGGGGCGAACUGCCGAGGAGAAAAGGCAGGAGUGUUGUGUUAAGGAUUUAUGAUGCCAUGGGUGGCAGAACUAGGGGAAGGGUGGAGUGGGGAGAUCUUGAUGUCAAGAAGGUCUUCAAGUGCAACCUUCUGGAAGACGAUUUGGAAGAGGUAGAGAGUGGGAAGGGCGGGAUGGAUAUAGUGGUGGGAACGUUUGAGGUUGUGAGCUUCAGGCUCAUUUUGGAGUAA